ACCUCUUUCUCUCGCAAGAAGUAUUCGGCAUUGAUUAUUUGAAUUCACGACAGAUUCUCAUGACUUAUUAAACUCUCGUCUUCGAAUCGGCAAAUCAUUCUCUGGUUUCCACAUUCACCGACUCAUUUAAAUAUACAUGAAGAUCAACAAGGUCUCCGAUCUCAGCUCCAUCUCCGUCCUUCCUCCUCACACAAGGAAAUCAAACACCGGGCCAAGUGGAUUGCAAGGACCACAGCUUCGCUCACAACCAUCUGGUCACUCUCAACAAUCAUUUUCUCAUGGACUUUCAUCACAAAAUGCAUUGUUAUCCCAGUUCUCUCAAAAUUCCCUCGAUGAGGCUGUGACAAAUGAUCAGAGACUUGGUUCUCAAGAACGUGAGAACUCCGUGAAAAGGCUUUCUUGCUUCCCCGCACUUACAUAUGGACGGGAAGAAAGUCAGCCACCUAACUCCAGAUCGUCAGCCAAUCUCAUGCGCAAAUGGAAUUCUGUAGAACUUAAAAGUCAGUUAAGUGAAGGACUUGAACACCGAAUUGGAAUAAUGGAAACUUCAUUGAGCAGGUUCGCGAUGAUCUUGGAUUCCAUUCAAAAUGAUGUAAUGCAAGUAAACAAAGGGACAAAGGAAGUUACUUUGGAGAUGGAACAUAUGAGGCAGAAGUUGAUUGCUCAAGAUAGCACACUUCAGUUAAUGACCAAAGGACAAGAAGAAAUUAAAACAAGCAUUGAUGGGAGUUUGAAAUCUUUAUCUGAUCAAGUGAGCAAGGUCACGAGCCAAGACAAGUUACAAGAAACAUUUUUGGUUGUCUCAACAUUGCCACAGUUAAUUGAAGCAUCUCUACAGAAUCUACAAAAGGAAUUACAGAACAACUUUUCCAAGGAAAUGCAGGUUGUUUCUUGCAGCUUAAAAAGCCUUAAUAGAAAAGAUUUGGCUCCAGCUACUAUAUCGAACAAGAGUAUCGGCAACCCAGUUACCAUACCAAAAAAGCUUCAGGUUCCUGUUAGUGGUGUUAAAAUUAAUGUACAAGCUACUAGAGCUCCAGAGGUAGGAAAUGAAGGCUGGAAAUCGGUCAAAAAAGUUGCUUUUUCGGAUAGAUUGUCUGACAAAGAGCACAAGCAAAAAGGGCCUUGCUUAGAAAAGCAUGAUCGGGGAGAAAGAGACUGUAAAAUUAUCAUUGAAUCGGAUGAGGAGACUGAUGGAAGUUUUUCGUGCCUGUCCGAAAAAUGCACAGACCUAUAUGGGAAAUGGACAAAGGAAGCGAAGGAAGAAAGUGAACGGAUUUUGCGGGAAGCAAGAAGGCGCAAGAGAAAGCACUGUAAUACCAUAAUUAUCAACUAAAGCAACGGCAGGCCCAGUCUCUGAACAAGGAGGGGGAAACGAUGAACCAGCCCAAGCAAGGAAGCCCAGAACCAAGACCAAACCCAGAAAGUUUAGUGAUUACAUGCUAAUGUUACCAAAAAAAAAAGCAUAACAGGCUACAUUUCUGAUUACAUACUAAUGUUACCAAAAAAGAUAGCAGACUACCUUUCUAAACAACCCUUAAUUUGACGGGCACAAGCAAGUAAAACAUGAGAGUCGCUGUACCUGUUAAAACUGACACUUGUUAUUAUACUUUGUAGCUCUGUUGGAGGAAGUUAUACAAGUCAGAAGGUAAGUGUAGUAAUAUUGCAGUCUAACACUUCGUAAGGAGCUUCUGGGGUCCAUUAUAAGA
Neltuma alba is the source of this 1706-nucleotide messenger RNA. Its product is annotated as protein PAIR1-like. Lineage: Eukaryota; Viridiplantae; Streptophyta; Magnoliopsida; Fabales; Fabaceae. Gene Ontology annotation, cellular component: nucleus. The transcript is spliced from 12 exons. The record is from RefSeq and is a predicted model, not a curated record. Bases 137 to 1333 code for a protein of 398 amino acids. Gene Ontology annotation, biological process: meiotic DNA double-strand break formation; embryo sac development; microsporogenesis.